Penaeus vannamei (Pacific white shrimp) is the source of this 1651-nucleotide messenger RNA. Lineage: Eukaryota; Metazoa; Arthropoda; Malacostraca; Decapoda; Penaeidae. The record is from RefSeq and is a predicted model, not a curated record.
GAGCGAGCGGGGGACGAGAGAGGACUGCGCUUGGCUCCUCUCUUAACCUGUGGCACUCGCCCCUGAACGGCAGUGAGUGCAAAGCCACCGAAGGGAGAAGAGUGCUGCUCUGCCUCUUGAAACCACGUGAAGAAAAGUGUUUGUUGUUGUUUUCAAGUCGAUUGGAAAACUUUUUCGCGAGUGUUUGAUGCGGAGACACAUCAUAUAUGAUGUUAUUUUUCUAGUUCUUUGAAUUCGCGCUCAGAAGAGAAAGGGAAGACAGAAAUUAACAUCGCACCGAACGUGUACCCAAAGAUAUUGUUACAUUUCUCCUUUUCUUUAAAAAAAAAAGAAUCCUCAAAAAGUCUGAAGGAAAGAAAGGAAGAUAAAAUCGAAAGAAUGAAAAUAGGCGAAUUAGUGAGCGAAGCCCCGGCGACAAACCACUAACCAGAAAACAAGACACGAGAGAAAGAGAAACCAAACGGGAACAAGAGGAGAAUAGAAGAGAGAUCCCAGAAGCAAGAGACCGAAGGACAGCCCGAAAGGAAGAGAGAGAGAGAGAGAGAGAGAGAGAGACAGCGUCGACAUGAGAGCCUCGGCUGCCCGAACAACGACCAAGAACGUCUUAUCGGGGACUAUCGCUAGCGGCUUUCAUCAAAGGGUGUAUGUAUACGAUCCCAGAUAAGCUAUCAUUUAUUUGUAGUGUACCGCCGACACCCGAAGCCUGGCGCGUCGGGGGGAGGGGGGGGAGGAGGGCACGCAGCGGGGCGGGAAGUCGGGACGAAGUCGGGACGAACGAACUCGCGCGAGGAAGACGACUUCGAAGAACGGACGUCUAAGGAAAUUGGAAGAACGGGCGUCUUUGUCCUAUCUGAAGAACGGACGUCUGGCGGACUCUGAAGAACGGGCACCGAAGUCAGCCUUCAAGAACAGACGUCUAAAUGAACACAAGAGAGAGAAACAUCAAAGUCAUCUUCAAAGAACAACCACCCACAUCAACAUUAAGGAAGAACCUUAAAAUAAAAGUUAUCAAGUGUGAUAUUUUGUAAGAGUGUGUUCUAGUGUUCUUCAUAAUAGUGAAGAAAGUUAGCGAGUGAGUGUCUAUUUUGGUGUUGGAAAAGAAACAGUGCGAAGGCGAGAGGUUGAUAAAUAGAGGAAGAAAGAUAGAAAAGAAAGUACAGGCAAUAUAUAUACAAGUGAGAUAACAGUUCUUGGAAGAAAAAUUAAUCUUUGAAACAAGAGAAUCAUGGCUGUGUCAAUGCCUGUGCAGAGAGUGUAAUGAGAAGAAAACAGAAAACAAGAAAACGUAAAAUAUAAAAAAAAGAAAAAAAGCUUAUCCCUCUUCCUCUUCCUCGUCAUUUUCUUAACAUCUUUAUCCUCAUCCUCUUCCACUUCAUCCACUCCCUCACGCUCCCAUAAAACAAACAAACAAAACAAAGGGAGAAGACACCUCCCUCCUUCCUUCCUUCCUUCCUUCCUCCCUACUCCCAUCUUCAGAAACGGAGGAGCUGGACGACACCUUCAGGAAACCCGCCAACAUCAGCCACAAUUAAGUCCAGCAAGACGCGCCGCCGCUUCUCCAACACCAGCGCCGACAAGACGAAAAACAUGGCCAAUUCCUUCGUGAAAUGGUGCCGCGCCAAGUUCCUCAACGGAUUCAAACACAUCAAUG